CUUUAGGUUUUUGUCCUCACCCAGUCUCCGUACGGUGCCCGUCUCUGAUUGGUCAAUACGCGGUCCAUGCCAAAUACAAUCGUUUGGAGAACGUCUUUCGGAUCACAGUCAGGAUGAGUCUGAGAAAGCAAACCCCGAGCGACUUCCUGAAGCAGAUAAUCGGCAGACCUGUGGUGGUCAAACUCAACUCUGGUGUCGAUUACAGAGGAGUCCUGGCCUGCCUCGAUGGUUACAUGAACAUUGCCAUAGAGCAGACUGAGGAGUAUGUUAAUGGGCAGCUCAAGAACAAGUACGGAGAUGCUUUUCUAAGAGGAAACAAUGUCCUUUACAUCAGCACCCAGAAGAGGAAAGCGUAGUGGAGACCAUUCUGUUUUUCAUUUUUAUUUUACAGUGGUUGAUGUGUCAGUGGAUAACUGUCCUGUUUUUGGUUCUGUAAACCCUGAAGUAUGUUUGUUUUUGUAAAAGUGGAAUUAGUUAAUAAACUCUGAGUUUUGAUUUGUGUCUGAUAUGGUUAAUAUUAUUCACACAUUUUGGUGUUAACGUCACAAGAAAAAUGAUGAGGUAUUUUUUCUGUUCUCAAUUGUUCUUUGUUAAAAUGUAAAUGAAGGGUUUGAACUAAGAGUAUCAUUUCAACAGGCUUCAUUUUGAAAUAGAUUUUCAUUCCUGUGAAGGGUUGUUCAUAUUUUAAUAUCUUGAGAUUUAAUUCUUGACUAUAUCAGGCUUCUCCACUGCCAGUGGAAUAAAGAAGGGCGGUUUGUGGCCAAGUCAUUCACUCAAAGUUUAUCCCCGGAGCAAGCAAAUCUACCACUGUUUUACCACAAGGCUUCAAAAGGAUUAGAACAUAAUUUUGUAAUUUGUCAGUACUAAUGUGCUAAUUGUGUACUUGAUCUUGAUACGACUUGCCUGCAGAAACCCAUUACCGAAUAGCCUGUGUACAGAUGCACUCAUCAUCUUGCAUUUACUUUACAUCACAAGUCAUUUGAUGAACAGCUGUUUGUAUAAUAAAAAAUAAAACUGUUCAAGUAAUAUUUCACAUAUAAAAA
Messenger RNA from Anoplopoma fimbria (sablefish), 1043 nucleotides. RefSeq names its product LSM6 homolog, U6 small nuclear RNA and mRNA degradation associated (gene lsm6). Gene Ontology annotation, biological process: mRNA splicing, via spliceosome; maturation of SSU-rRNA. Gene Ontology annotation, molecular function: RNA binding. Gene Ontology annotation, cellular component: U4/U6 x U5 tri-snRNP complex; nucleolus; sno(s)RNA-containing ribonucleoprotein complex. The coding region runs from base 114 to 356 and encodes 80 amino acids. The transcript is spliced from 4 exons. Lineage: Eukaryota; Metazoa; Chordata; Actinopteri; Perciformes; Anoplopomatidae. The record is from RefSeq and is a predicted model, not a curated record.